GCCACUUCGAUUUCCUACUAACAUUCCGUUGAGAUUCCCUGCUUUUUGUUCGUUUUCUAGACUUUGUACUGUUCUAACGAACUUAUGGCCGGUAAAUCGGCAGCCGCCGGCAAGGCCAGGAAAGCUUCCGCCACAGGAAAGGUCGGGAAAGCUUCCGCCACCGUUAAGGCCAGGAAAUCAGCCGCCACUGGAAAGGUCGGGAAAGCUUCCGCCACCAUUAAGCCCAGGAAAUCAGCCGCCACUGGCAAGGCCGGGAAAGCUUCCGCCACCGUUAAGGCGAGGAAAUCAGCAGCCACUGGCAAGGUCGGGAAAGCUUCCGCCACCGUUAAGGCCAGGAAACCAGCCGCCACUGACAAGGCCGUUAAAGAUGCUGACAUUAAGAAAAUUCGCAAUCCUAGCUAUUCCGAUUUGAUUAUUGAGGCAAUUAGCACGUUGAAGGAAAGGAAUGGAUCGAGCAGGCCGGCGAUUGCGAAGUUCAUUGAGGAGCAUAAGGCUUUGCCCCCGCCCUCCUUAUUUAAGACGCUCUUAUCUGCCAGAAUUAGAGAACUCCUCGCCUCUGAAAAGAUUAUGAGGGUGAAGAAGUCCUAUAAGCUUUUUACCCAUCCAAAAACCGCCACCGCUCAGGCCGGUAAACCUUUAAAACCCGCAGUAGCACCGAAGAAGAAGGCUACUACUGCCGCUGAAAAGCCAAAGGCUGGCAAGAAGACAAAGGUUUCAACUCCGGUUAAAAAACCACCGGCCAAGGCCGCCGCACUGAAGAAAAAUGUGGUGAAGAAGGCCGUCGUAUCUAAGUUAAAGAAGACGCCGGUCAAGAAGGUGGCUUUAUCUAAGUUAAAGAAGACGCCGGUUAAGAAGGGCAAGACAAUCAAGCCCCCUGCCAAAAAGGCUAGGAAAUGAAUUAGUUGCCUCACUUGCCUGAUUGGGUAACUUAUCACUUUCGGUUAGGGUUUGUAAAUUUCAGGUUUUGUGAUAAUUCAAUAGCUUUUGCUAUGAUAUAAGUUUUCAUUGACACCAUUGAUCAUUGGUGGUAAUAGCUUUUAGUAGUUUUGAACUCAGUUAUGUAAUAUUUCAACUUAUGUGCUGAAAUGAAAAGAGUUGCAUUGCCA
This is a messenger RNA of Cuscuta epithymum, 1106 nucleotides long. NCBI's taxonomy places the organism in Eukaryota, Viridiplantae, Streptophyta, Magnoliopsida, Solanales, Convolvulaceae. The record is from the annotation of a GenBank genome assembly.